Salvia miltiorrhiza (redroot sage) is the source of this 3029-nucleotide messenger RNA. RefSeq lists its product as uncharacterized. Bases 385 to 2445 code for a protein of 686 amino acids. The record is from RefSeq and is a predicted model, not a curated record. The transcript has 8 exons. Gene Ontology annotation, molecular function: protein binding. Lineage: Eukaryota; Viridiplantae; Streptophyta; Magnoliopsida; Lamiales; Lamiaceae.
UAGUACGCACAAAAACUGAGCCCAAAAUCUCGUUUCUCGGGCCAUCCAUAUUCACGGAUAUCGAGAAUUUAUGCCUUUUUUCCUUUUUCCAUCAUAACUUUCUUCCUCACCACAAUCCAAUCCAUCAAUUUCCCAUUAAUUCCAAAUUAUCCCCUUUUACCAAUUGCUUUUUAAUGGUCACUCGUCUUCGUUGCUUCCGUUUGUAAAGAGCCAGCCACUCCCUCGACCUCGACCUCGACCUCGAUCUCUCACCCCUUCCCCCCUCUGCAAUUCUCUUCUCUAUCAAACAGCGCAUGUUGUAUCUUGGAAAGAGGGGAUAAGCACAUUGCAUAUGUCUUGAAAAGUUUGAGUUAAUUAUAUUUCAUGGGUUGAACUCAAGAGAUCAUGGAUAGCUUCACCAACGACGAGGAAUCUCAAUUUUUUGACGCGCUGGAGCACAUUGGUGAAGAGCCAAAAUUUAGGAAUUGGGAAUAUGAUGUGUGGAUUAAUGCUCCACAGAGUGUCGGUGAGCGCCGUGAGAAUUUUUUAAGGGAGAUUGGGAUCAGCAUAGGUGAGGUGGAGAGAGAAGCUGUAGAUAGUUGUCAUGAUAGUGAUAUGAGUAUGAGGGGAGAUAUUGAAAGAGUUAUGGAGGAUAGUGGCGCUGUGCUAAGAAGUGAAGAUGAAUUUUCUUCUAGCCGUUCAUCUGUGUCGAGUUGGGACACAGAUGAUCUGGGAUUGUGUAGAAAUGGGGAUGGGAAUCUUAGUGGUGGAUGUGGAUUUGAAUGUGACAUGGGUGGGAUGGUGGAAAACGAGAGUCGAGGAGAUACUCAAUUGAUGGGAUUGGAGUGGCUGCUUUCAUCGGGCGGAUUAGAUAGUGCUUCUCAAUUGCCUUGCACAGUUGAUGAAAUCUGGGAUAGGGGAAAUGAGGCUAGUGUAAAUACAUCAAGAACACGGAGUAAUUUGAGAAAGAGGUUGUUGCGUAGAUUGCGUUCCAUGACUUGCAUGAUGAGUGGGGGUAUGAAAGAAGAGAAUGUUGGAUCUUGUGUCUUCGGCCAGGUACAGGGGUCGAGGAUCUGGAGAGUUAGGGUUCGCCAUUGUCAGAGAAGGUUGAAGGAGCUUUCAGCCCUCUUUACUGGGCAAGAAAUUCAAGCACACGAGGGGCCGAUCACAGCAAUGAAAUUCAGCCUUGAUGGGCAAUACCUUGCUAGUGCUGGUGAAGAUAAGAUUGUCAGAAUCUGGCAGGUGGUGGAGGAUGAGAGAUUGGAUACACUCGACAUUCCAGAUGCAGAUCCAUCGUGUGUAUACUUCUCUGUCAAUCAUCUGUCUGAAUUGGGGCCUUUAAUGGUGGAAAAAGAUAAACUUAAAAAAUCCAAGAGCCUGAGAAGGACACAGGAUUCAGCUUGUAUAGUCUUCCCUUCAAAGGUCUUUCGAAUUUUUGAGAAGCCGUUGCAUGUUUUCCAAGGGCACAGGGGGGAGAUCUUGGAUCUUUCAUGGUCAAAGGAUAAUUGUCUACUGUCAUCGUCUGUUGAUAAAACUGUUCGUCUGUGGCGGGUUGGAGUUGAUCAGUGCCUCAAGGUUUUCCAGCACAGUGAUUAUGUGACCUGCAUCCAAUUUAACCCUGUGAAUGAUGAUUACUUCAUCAGUGGUUCAAUAGAUGGGAAGGCCCGGAUUUGGUCAAUUGGUGGUUGUAAAGUCGUUGACUGGAUUGAAACAAGGGACAUUAUCAGUGCUGUUUCUUACCGCCCCGAUGGCCAGGCUGGUAUUAUUGGUUCUACUGCAGGCACCUGCCACCAUUUUCACUUAUCAGAUAAUCACUUCCAGUUGGGAGCUCAGAUGUGCUUAACAAGUAAGAAGAAGUCAGCUUGCAGAAGGAUUACUGGCUUUCAGUUCUUACCGCAAGAUCCAAGCAAAAUAUUGGUCACAUCUGCUGAUUCAAAAGUUAGAAUUAUCGAUGGGGUGAAUGUGAUUGGGAAGUACAAAGGCCCUCGUAAUGCUGGUAGCCAGAGUAGUGCUUCAUUUACUUGGGAUGGAAAGCAUAUCGUGUCAGCAUCAGAUGACUCCAAUGUUUAUAUGUGGAACUACUCUGAUCAGAGGGAGUCUCUAUCGCAAUCAAAACCUGUUAGGUCCUUCGAAUGUUUCUCCUCCGAUGCCUCUGUUGCCAUACCAUGGCCUGGCUUGAAAUCGGACCAACUGAACACAAAUUCAUUGCCGUUCUCAUCCUCAUCCUCUCUCUAUUUCAUGGACGCGAGCUCAAAGGGAUCUGCGACCUGGCCAGAGGAAAAGCUUCCGGUCCCUAGCCCCCGAGCUGUGACAUCACCUAUUAGCAAAUCUCAGUACAAACUUCUCAAGAGUUGUUGUGAGAGCGCGUCAAGGGGUUCUCAUGCAUGGGGUUUGGUGAUCGUCACCUCAGGGUGGGAUGGACGGAUCAGAUCGUUCCAUAAUUAUGGUUUACCGGUGUCCCUUUAAGACAGGUUGCUAAAAAAAAUGGAUAUGGUCUGAUUUCUUUAGAGAGUGAUUGAGGAGUGCGCUGGAAAUCGAGUGUGGUUUGGCGGAGGACCCCUGUAUAUGGUAACGUCGAGUAUUUGAGGAUGGCGAUGGUUUAGGUCCCUUGAGGGUAUGGGCAUCAGCAGUCAGUCAAAAUGGAGCAAAUUGCAAAGAGAAUUGCAGAGGUAGGGCAUGGGGGUUGAACUAAGAUUGAUGAUGAUGAAUCUUGGUGCUGGCCCAGAAAGGAAAAAUGGGGUGUUGCAUUAGGCAUGAUGGAAUUGAAUGAUGAAUAAUGGUGGGGAAUACCAUCUUUUGUCAUGGUGUUUUCUGGUCUCAAGAUGAUUGAUUGAUUGAUUGACGUGUCCACUGUUGGGAUUCAUAAAACUGGAACAAAUAUCCGCGGCUGCUUCUUGCUCAGAUCCCAUGGAAUUGGGUAAAUUUUGUAUUCAUCUCUGGGAUGUGCAUAACUAUACAUAUACAUAUUCAUAGCUUAGCGUUGUAUAGAAUUGCCUAUAUUAUUCCUUGUAUAUUUUUUUGAGAAAUACGGGCAAAAUUGAGUUUCCACA